This is a messenger RNA of Fonsecaea multimorphosa CBS 102226, 1848 nucleotides long. RefSeq lists its product as uncharacterized. Bases 1 to 1848 code for a protein of 615 amino acids. Gene Ontology annotation, biological process: amino acid transmembrane transport. Lineage: Eukaryota; Fungi; Ascomycota; Eurotiomycetes; Chaetothyriales; Herpotrichiellaceae. The record is from RefSeq and is a predicted model, not a curated record. Gene Ontology annotation, cellular component: vacuolar membrane. Gene Ontology annotation, molecular function: amino acid transmembrane transporter activity. The transcript is spliced from 2 exons.
AUGUCUCUAGCAGACGCAAAGGAUGGCGGGUUGCCUGUAAAUCAGAGCAGGCCCGAAACUUUUAUCAGUCCGUCACAGCGGAAGCUUUAUGAUUCCGGUGUGACCUUUGAGGAAUAUGUGCAUUACGCCAAUCGCACCAGGGAAGAGGAGAAAGCUCAGCAAAACAUUGGCGAUGGAGGGAUCAUGCAGCAAGUCUUCAGGAGGAAGUCCUCUGUGACAGCGGCGACAGGAGUGCCACUCGACAACGACAGCAACGGUGCCGAUACUGCAGAAAAGGAGAAUGGCGAAAAAUCCGUGGUGCCUGGGACGGCGAACGGGCACGACGGCCAGGAGACUGGUGACCAGCCUCAUCGCCGCCGAAGCCUUUUUUCCCGACACAGUGUGGUCUCCGAAGAAGAGUGGCGAAAUGCGUCCCGCGCUUUGAGGACUGCCAGCUGGGGAGCCGGCUUCUACCUCAUCACGACAGAUAUCCUGGGCCCCUAUGGUGUCGGCUUUGCCCUGGGGACUUUGGGUUGGGGUCCCGGUGUCGCUCUGUACACGGUCUUCGCCUUCAUGGCCGGAUACUCUGGCUAUCUUCUCUGGCACGUCUAUCUCGGCCUCGACUCGUACGAGUAUCCUCUCCGGAACUACGGUGAUCUGGCUUACCGCACCAUGGGAACCACUGCCCGCUAUGUGGUCAAUAUUCUGCAAUCGAUCCAACUACUCCUCAUCACAGGCCAAGUCAUCAUCCAGAACGGCCAGGGGAUCUCGCAGACGUCCAAGUUUAGGUUGUGCUACGUCGUGUGCGUCGUCUUGUUCGUCAUCGCGGGCUUCUUCAUGGGCCAGGUGCGCACCCUGCGCAACUUUGGCGUCUUCUCCAUGAUCGCCGUGGGGCUCAACUUGCUGGUGAUCUUCAUCUCCAUGGGCGUCAUGGCUCACUCGCCUCCCAACUAUGGCAUCAGCGUUCUUGGGUCUGCUGGCUCGGCGGUCAAUGCCGCGACCAUUACCCCGGACAAGAACGGCGUCUACCCGCCCAUCAUCCACUAUGGUGGCCUCCCGGACUCGAGCAAUUUCGUCGGCGCCAUCAACGGCCUCAUGAGCGGUGUCUUCGCGUAUGGUGGCGCACAGCUCUUCAUCGAAAUCAUGGCCGAGAUGCGUCGUCCCUGGGACUUUAUCAAAGCCAUGUGGUCGGCGCAAUUCUUCAUUUAUGCCGUCUACCUCAUCUAUGGCUGCUAUGUCUACCAUUAUCAAGGCCAGUACAGUUUCACCAUUGCCUACAUGGGCCUUUCUCCCUACGGAUUCCAGGCCGCGUGCGAUAUGCUGGUCGUGCUGUCCGGUUUGAUUGCCGCAGGACUGUACGGGAAUAUUGGGAUCAAGGUGCUAUAUAAUCAAGUGCUGCAGGAGUUGUUCAAUGCGCCGCCCUUGACGUCCAAGGCAGGGAAGUACCUCUUUAGUGCAAUUGUUCCAGUUUACUGGUCUGUGGCUUUUGUCGUCGCAGCUGCAAUUCCCGAUUACUUCGGCUUUGUCUCCGUCAUUGCAGCAUUCUGUAUUGUGCAGUUCAGCUACUCCUUCCCACCCAUCAUCCACCUUGCCUAUACGAUGCAGAGGAAUUCGAUGAGGCCCGGUGAAGGGUUCGACGAACACACCCGUCAGACCACUCGCAGUGAUCGUGGUAUCAUGAGGUUGGUCAAGGGAUUCUUCGCGGGUAGAUGGUACAUCAAUGUGUGGCAUGUUAUCCAUGCUGGCGGCGCGUUGGCCACGGCUGGAUUGGGUGCGUACGCGGCCAUUCAGGGCAUGAUUGAUGCAUUCAAGAAUCCUCAGGUCAAUUCGUUUACAUGUACGAGUCCGCUGGAUUUGUCGGCCGCUUGA